This is a messenger RNA of Acanthoscelides obtectus, 369 nucleotides long. NCBI's taxonomy places the organism in Eukaryota, Metazoa, Arthropoda, Insecta, Coleoptera, Chrysomelidae. The record is from the annotation of a GenBank genome assembly.
AUGUAUAUAUAUCAUGAAAGGCAAGCGAAGAAAACUGCCAACGAGGUUUGCUCUUUUCUUUUGGAUGACCUUAAGGAUGUUCCCAGAAAUAAUAUAAAUGAGAUCCACAUAUACAGUGACAACUGCUGGGGACAAAAUAAGAAUCACACUUUGGUUCGCAUGCUUCUUGCACUGGCAGAUAGUGGCCAGUUUUCCAAAAUCGUACACUAUUUUCCUAUAAGAGGUCACUCUUUCCUUCCCUGUGAUAGAGACUUUGCUAUUGUGAAGAGAAAACUAAAAAAACAUGACAGAAUCUCCACGGUUCAUCAACUAGCCGAAUUGAUUGUAAUGAGCAGCAAGUCGAAUAAAUUUACCGUUAAAGAAGUAUAA